Messenger RNA from Durio zibethinus, 2888 nucleotides. Its product is annotated as ubiquitin carboxyl-terminal hydrolase 24-like. The record is from RefSeq and is a predicted model, not a curated record. Gene Ontology annotation, molecular function: cysteine-type deubiquitinase activity. NCBI's taxonomy places the organism in Eukaryota, Viridiplantae, Streptophyta, Magnoliopsida, Malvales, Malvaceae. Gene Ontology annotation, cellular component: cytosol; nucleus. Gene Ontology annotation, biological process: protein deubiquitination.
UUAGUAUAGCUACCAUUAAUUGAAUAAAAAAUUAAAUUUGUAAAUACUGCUACUGCUAAUUACAUUAAAUUACACACUAAGUGAAUAAUCUUUUUUUAUUUUUUCUUUUUUUGUAAAUUUGAGCUGCUUUUUUAUAAAACGAGACCUUUCAAAACAGCAGCUUCAUCCGCAAUACAAGCAGUAACCCCCCCCCCCCCCCUCCAUCUACCCUCAAAAAACCUAACCCUAGAAAUCAAUCAAAACAAAAACAAAAAAAAAGAGUUGCCUAAAUAAGUAAAGGAUUCAAACUUGGUGUGAGUGGGAUUUUUGAAGCAGUCGAUGUUUGGUUUUGGUGAAAUUGAAAGGAUCAGAGAGAGGGUUCUUCCCUUAAAUGCUCUCUCUUUAUCUCCCUUUCAAAGUUCCUUCUUUUUUCAUGUCUUCUCCAAUCGCACCCUCUUUCUUUUCUGCUCCUUCAGGGUCCUUUCAAGCCCUAGGCUUUGAUCUUUUCUCGAUACCUCUCGAACUCCCCCUUUGUAUAAAAUAUGACUGAUUCUAAGGUAUUCGUAUUUGGGUCAUUUACUGAAGAUGAAACCAGGUCACUGCUGUUAAAGCAGUCAGUUGGGAAUGCUGAAAAACCUGUGGAAAAGAAAGAAUGGCAAUUUGGUUCUUUGAAUUUUGCAGCUGGAGGAUCUUUGGGUAGUGCCAUUGGCGAUUUAAGCAACAAGCCUAGUUCCACAAAUGGGCCAGUUGGAUUUCUAUCCUCAACAUCACCAAUUGAGGAUGGAAAAAGUAGAAAAACAGCAGCUGAUCAUUCCUCAACUACACUUCAAACUCCAAAAGAAAAUGGAAAUACAAAGAGUUCCAGCAAUAGUUCUCGCCUCAGUAAUGGUGUAGAACAACUGAAAAAAAGCAUUGGUGUAACUCCUCUGCACUUAUUGCAAAAUGAAUACAGUCCCAUGAAUGAUUUUCAAAGUUCAAAAUUUCAAGUCCUUGAGACCGAAACAGUAGAGGGUAGAGAUAAGAAUGGGAUGAUUGAUAAUUCAUUAGUAUGCACUGUUCAAGGAGACAUUCAGAAGGCAGCCAUGGUUGUUAAAAACUUAUUUCCCCGAGGCUUAAUCAACUCUGGAAAUUUAUGUUUUCUCAAUGCCACUGUACAGGCUCUUCUAUCAUGUUCUCCUUUUGUCCAGCUCUUGCAGCAACUUAGACUUCGUAAUAUACCCAAGGUUGGCUAUCCAACAUUAACUGCUUUUGCAGAGUUUGUAUCUGACUUUGAUGUGCCAUCCAGCGAUUCUGAUGUAAAGAAGAAAGAUACAACAGUCCUUGAGAUCGGUAGGCCUUGCAGCCCUGGCAUGUUUGAAGCUGUCCUUAAAAGUUUUACCCCAGAUGUGCCAAGUAGCAUAUCUGGUAGGCCAAGGCAGGAAGAUGCUCAGGAAUUUUUAAGUUUUAUCAUGGAUCAAAUGCAUGAUGAAUUGAUUAAGCUUCAAGGGCAGUCCAGUAGCUCUAAUGGGAUCAGGUCAUCACUAGUUUCUUCUUUUGAAGAUGAUGAAUGGGAGACAGUUGGACCAAAAAACAAAUCAGCAGUCACAAGAACUCAAAGCUUCCUUCCUUCAGAGCUAAGUGAUAUUUUUGGAGGACAGUUGAAAAGUGUGGUGAAGGCAAGAGGAAACAAGGCUUCUGCUACUGUUCAACCAUUUCUAUUGCUGCACCUUGAUAUCUGCCCUGACGCUGUUCAUACUAUUGAGGAUGCACUUCAUCUGUUCUCUGCACCAGAAUAUCUUGAGGGAUAUCGUGCAUCAACUGCUCAGAAGCAGGCUGGUGUUGUCACUGCCAAAAAAUCUGUCCAGAUACAGACACUUUCAAAGAUAAUGAUUUUGCACCUGAUGCGUUUUAGCUAUGGAAGCCAGGGAAGUGCCAAGUUGCAUAAGCCUGUACACUUCCCACUUGAAUUGGUAUUGGGUAGGGAGCUACUUGUUUCUCCAUACACUGAGGGCCGAAAAUAUGAGCUUGUCGCUACAAUAACCCAUCAUGGAAGAGAGCCCUCUAAGGGACAUUAUACAGCUGAUGCUCGUUAUCCCAAUGGCCAAUGGCUGCGAUUUGAUGAUGCCUCUGUCAUGGCCAUUGGGACAAGCAAGGUGUUGCAUGACCAAGCAUAUGUUCUCUUCUACGAACAAACACAGAAGGCAUGACUUAUACCUUGUUCGUAUAAUACUCAACAUGAUACUAUGGUGUGCAUGUGCCAGGAACAUCAUUACAGAAUUGGCUCCGUGAUUUUUCCUUUUAUUGUAACAGUUGGUCGCUCCUUGGCUUUAAAUGAUGAAUUGAACUGCAACUGAUUUAUAUAGGUCUUUUGUAAUGAUAACCAAACUGUAUGGAAGUUCUUGCUAUUUAAUGAAAUUUUGCUCUUGUUCUUAAGUUGUGAUUUUGUUUUGCUUAUUUUCUCAUUUUCAACAUGUCUCACUUUUUCCUUUUUUUUCUUUUUUAUCUGUUAAUGUAUUCUAAAGGGGUAUGCGGUCUCUUUUUGCCCAUGAAAUCUAAAAACUCUAAUAACGGCGGAUGAGAUCAUUUUUCUCUUUAUAUCUAUGGGUCUAGACAAUGGUGAAUUGUCCUUUUAGGCUUAAAAAAUUAUGCAUGCAUACGAUAUGCACGGUACAAGCAUUAUUCUACUCUUAUGUAUACAUAAAAAUCCUAAGCUUGCUUUUGAAGAAUUGGCUUCAUUAAUUUCAUUGUUUUAUGCUCUUUAUUGUUAUUAUUGGAGUGAGAGAUAAUACAGCUUACUAUGAGUUGUAACAUAUGCAAGGUCAGAUACUGGUGGAAAGAAAAUGAAACAGAAGAAAAAACGAAGGAAGCUAGAGAGAAGUCGGUGUGUCCAACUAUGGUAAAUAACUUUCAAAUUAAGGAUCUAAAAAAUU